AUGAGAUUCAAAUGUCUUGGGCUGCUCUUAGUAGUAUAUCAGGCAUAUGGAAGAAUUCCCUUUGAACAGAUAAUGGUGGCUCAGGAUGAAGUUAUACUAGAUGCAGCGCGAGGGAGCUUAUCUAUAAAUCCAGAAGGGCCGCUGUCUCUGCUAAGAGGAUACAUAUAUAACAAGACUAGACUUAUGUAUAACAAGAGGUUUUUUUCUGCAGGAAUCAAAACAGAGUAUAAGCUAGCACCCCAAGAAAAAACUAAAAAAACAGUGGGGCAAAUACGAAGAUAUAACUUCACACGAACCCCAAAAAAUGACAAGUCGUAUUUACCAGAGAGUGCCACAAACAAGUAUCAGUCAUACAUUAGUGAGUACAACAGAAGGCUGAUUCUUAUGUUUCCUUCUGUAAGCGGGGAGUUAUCAAUUGAGUCGGGAAAGCAGGACUCGUUUAUUGAGUUUCUUCGGUCUGAAAGGGUAAAAGAGAAUGCUAGCUACAUUCUGGCAGCACUACUUCUUCUUUCAGAAAAUGUAGAUGUACCUCUGACAAUUGAGGGGAAAGGAAAAAGUGUAAAGGAAAAAAAGCUUGUGCUAAGAAAAUUUAAUGGCGCAGGUGAGUACUUCAACAUUGAAAUGAAAACACCAGGGAGUAAUGCCUGGAUGGGUGAGAAUAGUAGUGUUGUGCACAAUGAGUCUAGAGAUAUUAUAUUGUUUUUUAUAAAAAACAGAAGGCAGACUUUUUUGGAAAGUAAAAAAAUACUUGAAGAGCCUAAGACACUAGAAGAGUUUAAUCGUGGAUUUUUUCUAAACACACCAAGAUUUUUAAUUCAAACGUACAUAUUUGAGUUUAUAGAUAAGUUAGAGGACGCGCUGGAAUUUACAAAUGCAGUACAUGCUAUGCUAUGCGAUGCACUUCAGCAAGAAAGCCAGAGAGAAAAUGCAGAAAACCCCCAACUAGAUGAAGAUAUGUUUAGGAGAUUCUUUAUACCGGCAACUACGAAUAAACACCUAAGCUCAGUAGGCAUAAUAAAAAGCGUGCAGAAGAUCAUGGAGAUCUCUCUUGACUUUCCAUUCACAGACGAUGUGCAGCCUCCAAAGUACAUUCGAAUGAAAAGCUAUAUACGUAAAUUAGACAAAUUUGAUCCAACCUACAUGCAAAAGUAUAGUAACUGUGUUGAGACAGCGAUACUAAGCAUUUUUUGCUCUCUUAUAUAUAACCCAGAAAUAAAAAAGUAUGAAACAGACCAUAUAGAAGGUGCAUCGAAAGACUUCAAAGAAUUUUUUAGAAAGCACAGCAAGCCUUUUAAGGAGAUGACGUAUGAAAUGCACAUGCACUGGAGCAAAGUUGUGUCGGACCUGCCAUGCAGUAAAAUAGUAUAUCUUAAAAAUGGAAAUGAGCUUGAUACAGGUAUUUUGAACAUGAUGAAAGUGAUAUCUGUAGUGGUUGGGCAGGAUCAGGAGAGUAUAGAUACGCUUGAUGAGCUUACUGAGUGUGUCGAAAAAGGAAGGAAUUUGGGCCAUGGGUUUGACACUAAUAUAAAAAAUUACAUUAGAAAGACUUUUGAGUCUUUGGCCAGAAAUAGGCAGUUAAGUAUACAGUUUACCGAACUUAAAAGAGAGUCCGCUGAAAAUGGGAACAAGGAACUUUUCGGAUCUAUUAACCUGAAAUAUAUAAAAAACAAGAUGGAAAGUCAGUUUAAUAUAGAAAUGUUAAAAGGACAUGCAAGGACAAGUAUUAUUACAAACAGCCGUGCUAUAGAGACUGCUAGACUAGAGCAGCUUAUUAAUAUUAGAAACAAGUUUUUCAUCAAAGAGGACGGAUUUUUAGACUUUUUGGCCAAUCACUAUCUUAACUAUAAGAUACAGAGUAUAGAAAGAAAAAUGUCUUCUAUAAAAGCCAUGUCUGAGGAGGUUAAUCAAAUAAUGAAGGGUGGCUUCAAAGAUAUAGACAGAAUAUUAUUAUAUUGGCAGUUGGAAGCCAAUGAGUAUAAAUUUAAUCUGGUGCUGUGUUUUCUACUAGCAUUGAUGGAUGAGAAGCUAACAACAAAACACCCAGCUGUGCGAUUUACUUCUAACAUAAUAGGAAGUGCUCCUCUGGAUAAUAAUUGCGUGCACAAGGAUAUGCUGGCCAGCUUAGUGUACAUAGAUGCAUACACAGAGUGCUACCCAAAUCUAGAUCUUCCACCUGAAAGAUAUGCGGAGAUUACAGUGUAUACAAGUAGAAGUUUCACGGUAUUUAAGUGGAUUCUGCUUAACAAAAAGUCUCCAAAGUACUUUAUUAAAGCGCUAAUAGUAUUUAUAACAUCUAAAUACGGAGAAAUGGCUCCAUAUAACCCAUUGAAGUUUGAGGGUCUAUCCAAGCAGAUAUUUAGAUGUUUAUUUAUAGAAAAUACGACAGAGUAUGCAGAUGAAGUGGUAGAACUAGUGAAGAAAAGCAAGUUUAUGGGCUCAUAUGAUAUAAAUAUUCUAAGACAUUCGUGGUUUGCGUAUGCGUGUGAAGAAAAAGAAGAUUUGCCAGAGCUUAUUUACAGUAUAUACGAUUCACUGGAGAUAACAGAUCAUUAUAGCGAUUUAGGAUCUAUCCAAAUAACAGAUAAUUAUAAGAAGACAAACUCUGUUCUUAGAAGAAUGAAAAAAGAUCUAAAAAGUAGAGAAGGUGGAAAGGCAAAGUGGAAAGGCAUUAUUAAUUUCUUUAAUAGAAGGGAAUCUAAGAUAAAAAGACUAUUUAGACUAAAUAUAAAAAUGUUUUGUUGCUAA
This is a messenger RNA of Nematocida ausubeli, 2745 nucleotides long. RefSeq lists its product as uncharacterized. The transcript has a single exon. The record is from RefSeq and is a predicted model, not a curated record. The coding region runs from base 1 to 2745 and encodes 914 amino acids. Lineage: Eukaryota; Fungi; Microsporidia.